AUGACCGGUUCUGUUGGUGAGAUUGUUAACGUGCUCACCCAUGUGCCGAAUCGUGGGCAUGUUUACACCACCAAGCUCUCAAAGGGUCUGUCAAAUAAUUUCAGUAAAGCUCUUGAUGAUGCCUCAAUAGACUAUCAGAGCUUAGUAUCGAAUAAUGACCCAUUCGCUCUAGUUAUUGAGACUGUCAACAAGAACUCAUUUACUACCGUGCUGACUGAUGCUGAAACACUUCUUUUCAGCGUUCCAUUUCUUAGUGAGGUCAGAUCAGGUGAUAAGCUUAUCGUCCAUGCUAGAUUACCGAAGAACGAUUACUCGAUUGUAUCUGCUUUGAAGGAUCUAGAUUUCGUUGUUUUGCUGUCUAGCUCAGUACAAGAAACACAAGAUAUAGCCUUGGCCGGUUAUAAGUUUCUGACUCAGAAUAAUAAACCUGUACUUCACUUUUUCAACGAAGACUAUUCGGAACCCAUAGUGGAUCAGCUGUCACCUGAGGUGGUUUCUUCAUAUUUGAAAAGUGAACAAGAGCCAUUCGCAGAGAAACUCUCAAUUUAUAACAACUUUGAGUAUUCAGGAGCUAAGAAUCCUUUGGAUGUCGUUGUUUUGUUGGGUGAUUCUGGAAUUUCACCGCCUACUCACACAAUAGAUUAUGGUAUUAUUAACAUCAGAGUUUUCCGACCCUUUGACAUAGAAUCUUUUUUAAAUGUGCUUCCUUUUUCUACUCAGAGACUUGCCAUUGUUGAACAAUCUCCCAAGAAACCUUUCGCACAGUUUCAGAAUUUGUUGUUGGACUUCGUUGGAGAGAUCUCUCUGUUAUUAGAAAGGAAGAUAUUUACAGUUGUUGCAUCCCAGCUGGCCUCUCCUGAUCUGUUGUCAUUGCAGAUGUUAGUAUCAAAUUUGAGACUGAGUUCGCCGGUCCAGAACGAGGUAUUCGGAGAUUCAUCAGAAUUUCAAAAUAGUUCUCUGCAUCUUCGAAAGUACAUCACAGGUGCCCAAGCAUUAGAAGAUGCUUAUUUGAAAAUUCUUAAACAACUGCAUUCUGACGGUAAUUUGAGCAUUCUAAAUCAACAAGAUACAGAGACAACAGGAUCUUCUACUCCUGAGUUUGGCUUUGGUAGAUUUCUUUUUGAAGAGGAACAGCGUCAAUCAUUAGUAAUUCAAGUUCAUAGCAUCAUAAAGAACUCUGCAGUGGUCAAUGAGGAGCUUAUUCAGCUACUCACCAAAUGGUUGGUAUCUGCGAAGUCAAAUUCCAAGUUUUUAGACACCGAUAGACUGUUGCAGCUUCUAAAAGAAAACAGUGCUCUUCCCGAAAUUGAGUCUUUACUGCAGUUGGAAUCUUCAUUGCAUCUGAAAUCAUCAUGGCUGGUAGGUUCAGAUUCUUGGGCAUAUGAUCUGGGAAACUCGGGUAUUCAUAAUGUCCUGUCUUCCCAUAAAAAUCUCAAUAUGCUGAUAAUUGAUUCAGAACCUUAUGGCAAAGUAAAUGCUAAUGGUCUUAAAAAGAAAGAUAUUGGAUUGUACGCGAUGAACUUUGGAGAUGUAUAUGUUGCAUCAGUUUCAGUUUAUUCUUCAUACACACAAGUAUUGCAGGCAUUUCUUGAAGCAGAAAAACAUGAUGGUCCUUCUGUGGUGUUAGCAUAUCUCCCCUACCAUUCGGAAACUGAUAGUGCAUUAGAUGUGUUAAAAGAAUCCAAAAUAGCGGUAGAGACAGGUGCUUGGCCAUUGUAUAGAUACAAUCCGGCCGCACAAUCUGAAAAUGAUAUCUUCAAAUUGGAUUCUUCUGUAAUAAAGCGAGAGCUGCAAAGCUUUCUGGAUAGAGAGAACAAGCUAUCCAUCCUAGCCAAGAAAAGUCCCUCUUUUGCUCGUAACUUAGCCUCUCAAAAUAACAGAGCAAAGGCUCAACAAAGGUUGAAAGCCAAGGCAGCGUAUGAUGAGCUAUUGGAAAGUUUGACCGGUGCAUCUCUGACUGUUGCAUUUGCAUCUGAUGGUGGAAAUGCAGAAUCUCUCGCUAAAAGACUAGCUAGGAGGGGCGCUGGUCGUGGUCUUAAGACCACCGUAUUAUCUAUGGACGAUUUGUCAUUGGAAGAUUUUGCUCUCGAAGAGAAUAUUGUUUUUAUCACUUCUACUUCGGGACAAGGUGAGUUUCCCCAGAAUGGUAAAGCAUUCUGGGAUGGGAUAAAAAAUUCUGCAGACCUAGACUUGGCCAGCGUAAAGGUAUCAGUUUUUGGUUUAGGUGAUUCUCUUUAUUGGCCUAGAAAGCAAGAUGCGCAUUAUUAUAAUAAACCCGCCACUGAUUUAUGGAAGAGACUACUGUUUUUGGGAGCCCAACAAUUGGCUCCUCUAGGUUUGGGUGAUGAUCAGGCUUCUGAUGGGUUUCAAACGGGUUAUGAAGAAUGGGAACCUGCUCUUUGGAUUUCCUUGGGGGUAGAUGGCGCGCCCACCUUAGAUGAACCUCCUCCAAUAACUAACGAAGACAUGAAACGUGAAUCAGAUUUCUUGCGAGGUACUAUUGCUGCAGGACUACAGGACACAUCCACUGGCGCUAUAUCUGCAAGCGAUCAACAGAUGACCAAGUUCCAUGGUAUAUAUAUGCAAGAUGACCGCGAUGUUAGAGAUGAACGGAAGGCCCAAGGUUUGGAGCCUGCUUAUGCUUUCAUGGCUCGGGUUAGGCUGCCAGGUGGUAAUGUUACUCCAAGACAGUGGAUCAAAUUGGACGAACUGGCUGACGUGAGAGGUAAUGGCACCAUGAAAAUUACCACGAGGGCUACAUUUCAGCUGCAUGGUUUGGUCAAACACGAUCUUAAAGCCGCAAUUCGUGGAAUGAACUCAGUAUUAAUGGAUACCCUUGCAGCAUGUGGUGAUGUCAAUAGAAAUGUCAUGUGCUCUGCCUUACCAGGAAAUGCGAAGGUGCACGCUCAAGUUGCCAAGGCCGCUUCAGAUAUCUCAGAGCACCUCCUUCCUCAAACUACCGCAUAUUACGAAAUAUGGCUGGAGGGAGAAGACGAAGGUGACUCCAGUCCCAAAGAUAGAUUGGUAUGGGAAACUCGUAAGGAAGGGCCUAAGAAGAAGAAGGUUAUGGUUGCUGGUAACUCUCUAGUGGAUGUGGAGCCAUUGUAUGGAAAUGAUUCAUUGUACCUGCCCCGAAAGUUCAAGAUAGUUAUUACGGUUCCCCCAUAUAAUGAUGUCGACGUGUAUGCUCAUGAUGUUGGUCUAAUCGCAAUUGUGGACGAAAGCGAUGUGGUGAUUGGUUUUAACGUCUUGGCUGGGGGUGGUAUGGGCACAACGCACAACAACAAGAAGACAUAUCCUCGUACAGGCUCCAUGAUGGGAUAUUGUGACUACGAAGAUGUGAAUACCGUUUGUGAGAAGAUCAUGCUAGUCCAACGGGAUAACGGGGAUCGAACAAAUAGAAAGCACGCAAGGCUAAAAUAUACUGUUGAUGACAUGGGGGUAGACGUUUUCCGUUCUGCAGUGGAAGAACUGUGGGGUAAAAAAUUUCAAGCUGCAAAGCCAUUUGAGAUAAAAUCUAAUAUUGACUAUUUUGGAUGGGUUACAGAUGAGAUCGGUUUACAUCACUAUACUUGUUUCAUUGAAAACGGACGAAUUGAAGAUACUCCAGAUUCUCCUCAUAAGACUGGUCUUCUAGAACUUGCUAAAUACAUGAUGGAAAAGGGGGUUGGAGAAUUCCGUUUGACUGGUAAUCAACAUAUGCUUAUCUCGAACAUCACCGAUAACCACCUCCAGAGAGUUAAACAAUUUCUGGUUGACUAUAAGUUGGACAACACAAACUACUCCGCUUUGCGACUCUCAUCUGCAGCUUGUGUCGCCUUCCCGACUUGCGGUUUAGCUAUGGCUGAAUCUGAACGUUAUCUUCCUGUUCUAAUUAGCAAGAUUGAAGAAUCUUUGGAGGAGUAUGGUUUGAGACAUGAUUCUGUGGUGAUGAGAAUGACUGGAUGCCCUAAUGGUUGUGCUCGACCUUGGCUAGCCGAAGUGGCACUAGUUGGAAAAGCAUAUGGUGCAUAUAACCUAUUAUUAGGAGGUGGGUACCAUGGACAACGUUUGAACAAGCUUUACCGCUCGUCUAUCAAAGAGGACGAGAUUCUGGAUAUACUGAGGCCAUUAUUCAAACGUUGGGCCCUGGAAAGAAACGAAGAUGAGCAUUUCGGAGACUUUUUGAUUCGUGUAGGCAUCAUCAAUCCUACAACUGAAGGUAAGUAUUUCCACGACGACGUUCCUGAAGAAGCCAUUGCAUAA
Messenger RNA from Komagataella phaffii GS115, 4245 nucleotides. RefSeq names its product Sulfite reductase beta subunit, involved in amino acid biosynthesis, transcription repressed by meth. Bases 1 to 4245 code for a protein of 1414 amino acids. Gene Ontology annotation, biological process: sulfate assimilation. The transcript has a single exon. Gene Ontology annotation, cellular component: sulfite reductase complex (NADPH). The record is from RefSeq and is a predicted model, not a curated record. Gene Ontology annotation, molecular function: FMN binding; heme binding; sulfite reductase (ferredoxin) activity. NCBI's taxonomy places the organism in Eukaryota, Fungi, Ascomycota, Pichiomycetes, Pichiales, Pichiaceae.